Messenger RNA from Alternaria alternata, 2799 nucleotides. RefSeq names its product intracellular serine protease. The record is from RefSeq and is a predicted model, not a curated record. NCBI's taxonomy places the organism in Eukaryota, Fungi, Ascomycota, Dothideomycetes, Pleosporales, Pleosporaceae. The coding region runs from base 1 to 2799 and encodes 932 amino acids. Gene Ontology annotation, biological process: proteolysis. Gene Ontology annotation, molecular function: serine-type endopeptidase activity. The transcript has 5 exons.
AUGAAUCACGAGGAAAAUCAAGGUCUAUUGCACAGUGUUCUUGGGUUCUUCGCUCGAAGAGCGCCCGAAAGGUCUACGCAGUCAAGUUCGGUGGGCUCCAGAGCGGCUGACGCCUGGAUGCGCGCCGAUGCAUUUCUCCAACAUGAAGACAAUGAGGUUGGCGCAAGGGACCCUGAACAGGUAGAAAGAGCGCUGAGAGCGUUCGAUAAUCUGAUUGAACACGAGCCCAGUGGAGAGGCAGAUCCAACCGUACACAUGAACACGCCAUAUCCAAAGCUCCGUCGCGCGAUAUAUCAGAUGGAAAGCAACACAGGCCCUGAUUCACGUCCGACCAUUCGCAUCAGCAAACGCAAGCGAGAGAGCGACGUUGCCAUGGAAGCGCUUGAGAACUUGGAUAAGGAUGCAAAGAAGCGUCGUUUUGUGAUACGCGAGGACCCUACCAUGGACGAUGACGCAUUUGAGCCCGGCGCAGAAGAAGCCAUCGAGAUGAGGAAACGAUCUAUGUCCUUGCAUCAGGGACUGCAGGCUCAGUGGAAAUGCGUUUGUCACAAGUGCUCAGGUUUGAGCGUGAGGCUCUCAUUGCCCCAAAGAAAUACGGGCUCGCAAGGAGAAACAUGCUUCGAUGUAUUUUUUGGUGUGCAUGACCCGAUCGAGAAGCACUCGUUGCAAGAAGCCAGGAUAACGGUCAAAGACGUACAAAACGACAAGACUAGGAGCACCCAUAUCUCACCCGCCAUAUUGUCUCAAUUUGUGAACAUCUGCGAGAGUAUCACCGAGUCAUUGGACCAGCGACUUUGCUUGAGUCUUCUUUUUCAGGACGGCUUGUUCAAAAGGCUUCGCCCGCAACCGAAAACCUUUGGCGACUCCCCAAUGCCUCGGACAAAAUCUUUAACGAACCUUUUCGAACGUCAAGAGGGACUAGUGGGAGGUGCAUCAGUCCUUCCACUCAAAGGGAAACGAGUUUUAGCAGUCGUAAUUGCCACGGCUUUGCUUCCGUUUUUGGAGACGCCGUGGGUACAGCCUUCUUUCACUCACUCAAGCAUUCAAUUCUUCCAGCCUCUGGAUGGCGAGCUACCCAACAUCACCAAGCCGUUCUUGGAUAUGCGACAAGCGCCUGUCAUUUCACCUCAUAGACCGGUCUUUGCAGACGGCCAGACCGAAGUGGCCAACUCACACAUGAUACAUCCUAAUGCCAGCGUGCUAGCGCUAGGCAUUCUCCUAUGCGAGCUUCAUUACUGCAAGCCUAUAGAGUCAUGGCAAGAAAACCCAAGCGCGAUCCGAGAUCUCAACGCUUGCUUCUACACCAGUCUGGAUGUUCUCAAGAACCUGGAAGCCGACGCUGGCGUAGAUUACUAUCUAGCCACCAAAGCAUGCUUGCAGUGGGAAUAUCUCCCUGUUGGAGAGCCUGAUAAGAGCUUUGAGUCUGCCAUUGUUCAACGACUGUUCUAUCAAAAUGUCAUCAAGCGUCUCGAGUCUGAACUCUUUAGAGCAUGGCAUCUUCGACCGGAGGAUUUAAAUGUUUUAGACCCACGGGUAAACGAAUUCUGCUGGGGCCCAAUUGGCCGAGAAGUUGUGCACGCUACAGCAAGCAAGCACGAGCCUGUCAGAAGCAAAUCAGAACCCGUAGUCACUUUGCAUCCAGCUCCUAGAAUGAGUCCGAGCGACGCUCUGCAGAAUCAGGCCAUACACUUGCAAAUGCCUAUCGUGCGACAAGGUCGAAGUCGUUCACCAGCCCCGCAGCGAAUGGAUACAACUGCUCAGAACUUAUACCUUUUUGAUGCGACUUAUCAUACAGUCUCUGAACUCGAUACUGCUCUGUCGGAAAAAUGGAUGGACGAUGUGUUGUCCUCGAUCCGUCGCCAUGUUAACCCACUCAACCAUGCCGUGCAACCGACCAGAGGACGACAUGGGUCUAGAAUAUCCGAGCCAGUGCGUAUCGCAGUUUUAGAUUCUGGGUUUGACCCUGCAAGCCCACACAUCGAGAAUGACACCCCAAGGAUCCAGGGCAUUCAUAGCUUUGUACCCGAGACUGAGCCGUUGGACAUGCAAGAUGAGAUUGGGCACGGCACUCAUACUCUUGGUCUCCUCCUCAAAUUCGCCACCUGCGCCGAGAUCUAUGUGGCUAAGAUCGCGAAUGAGGAGACGUUGGGUCACGGCAGCUACGAUGCCAUCACACAGGCGAUCAAUCACGCAGUCACCGAAUGGAAUGUUGACAUCAUCACAAUGUCGUUUGGAAUACGUGAGUAUCACGAGCCUAUGAAGAAUGCAAUAGUGAAUGCAUUGUCUAAAGGUACACUCAUGUUUGCUGCAGCAUCGAACGACGGAGCGAAUUUUGGGCGCGCCUUUCCGGCCAGAUAUCCCAGCGUAUUCUGUAUACAUGCGACUGACGGAAAUGGCAACCCGUCUUCAUUCAACCCAACUGCGGAUGAGAAAGACGUGAAUUUCAGUUUGCUAGGGCAAUCUGUGCGCUCGCAUUGGCCGAUUGGGAUCAAAGACCACCAUGACGAUGUCAACGUUGUGUCGGGGACUUCAGUAGCAACGCCAAUCGCGGCUGGGCUUGCAGCUUCGUUGCUGUCAUUUGUCCGCCAAGAAGAACAGGGUCUCCCUCCUGAGAGUGAUUUGUUAGGCCCCUGGUUGAAAGACGUUCAUUCUAUGGACGCGGUGUUGAAGAGUAUGGUCAAGCAGAGGAGAGGCCAAGGCUAUGAUUACAUCACGCCUCAUGUGUUGUUUGAUAAAGACUCAUCAAGGCAACAUGUCUACAACAAGAUCAUGGAUAUCAAAAAGCAUAUGUACGACUAA